AUGGAAGACCUGAUUGACACGGACAAUGCAUACACAGAGCAAAUUAAAUCUCUCACCUCCCAGCUACAACAAUGCGAGACAAAGAUUAUGGACCUCGAGGACAGGUCCAGGAGCAGCAACAUCAGGUUGAGGGGCAUACCGGAGACGGUCCUCCAGGCAGAUCUCCUCAGCUACAUACACUGCUUCUUCAGAACCCUGGUCCCCAAGGUCCACACAGAUAUGCUGCUACUGGACCAUCUGCAUAGGGUCCCGAAGCCCCAGCAGAUUGUGGCCUCAUUACCUCGAGAUGUAUUGCUGAAAGCCCACUAUUUCCACGUGAAGGACCUGCUAAUGAAGAGAAGCAGAACAGCUAAAGACCUACCUGCCGAAUACUCCAGCAUCAAGUUGUUCUCCGACCUCUCCGCGGCCACCCUACGACAACGAAAAGCCUUCCAAAGGGUGACAGAGACCCUCUGCGCCAACCAUGUCCUAUACCGUUGGGGCUUCCCUAUCCGCCUCAUUGCCUCCAGAAACAGGACCACCAAAGUCAUCCACACAGUAGAAGAAGGCCUGAACCUACUGCGCCAAUGGAACAUGCCCACGGUGGGGGAUACUCAAACUUCCAAACCACCGCGCCAAGUGGAUAAGGAUUGGCAUACUACUCACUGA
This is a messenger RNA of Pelobates cultripes (western spadefoot toad), 648 nucleotides long. Lineage: Eukaryota; Metazoa; Chordata; Amphibia; Anura; Pelobatidae. The record is from the annotation of a GenBank genome assembly.